This is a messenger RNA of Caenorhabditis angaria, 718 nucleotides long. The record is from the annotation of a GenBank genome assembly. NCBI's taxonomy places the organism in Eukaryota, Metazoa, Nematoda, Chromadorea, Rhabditida, Rhabditidae.
AUGGGAAACAAUCCAACUGCUAUGAUUUCUGAAUAUGAAAUUAAAGAACUUAUAGAGGAAACUGAAUGUGAGUGUGAUUAUACUUGAAAUAUUAAUUUUUCAAACAUUUUUCAAGUCAAUCGUCUACAAAUAAUUCGAUUAUAUAAUCGUUUCGAUGCAUUGGAUACUUGUGGAAGAGGAUUUUUAUUGCGAGAAGAUUUUAAAAAUGUUCCCGAACUUGCUGUAAAUCCGUUAGGAGAUCGUAUUAUUGAUGCUUUCCUCACUUUGUCGUGAGUUUUUUCGAACCAAAUUGAUAAUGUUUUAUAGUAUUUUUUUCAGAAAAGACGAUGGGAGUGAUCAACUCACGUUCAAACAAUUUGUAAAAAUAAUGGCACAUUUUCAACCGAUCUCGAAAUCGAAAAAGAAUGUUUUGAAUUCUAGAAAAGAUAAACUGAUGUGUAAGUUGGAAUACAAAAUUAACAGUAUCUGUUUUUUUUCAGUUGCAUUCAAAAUGUAUGAUUUGAACAAAAACAAUUAUAUAACUCGUGAAGAAUUUAAAGUUAUUCUGAAUGGAAUGGUUGGUGAUAAUAUAUCAUCUGAACAAAUUGAUCGAAUUGCUGAUCGAACUUUGCAAGAAGCUGAUGGCGAUAAAGAUGGAAAAAUAUCAUUUGAAGAAUUCUGUAAAGCAAUGGAUAAAACUGAUAUUGAAGACAAAAUGUCGAUUCGUUUCUUAGCUUAA